This is a messenger RNA of Xiphophorus hellerii (green swordtail), 1680 nucleotides long. Its product is annotated as nuclear factor 7, brain-like. Gene Ontology annotation, molecular function: zinc ion binding; ubiquitin-protein transferase activity; protein binding. The transcript has 2 exons. The coding region runs from base 182 to 1570 and encodes 462 amino acids. NCBI's taxonomy places the organism in Eukaryota, Metazoa, Chordata, Actinopteri, Cyprinodontiformes, Poeciliidae. Gene Ontology annotation, biological process: protein ubiquitination. The record is from RefSeq and is a predicted model, not a curated record.
AAAAACUCACUGAGUAAACACCCUGGGGAGGAACUCUGACACCUGCCUUCGUCUCCGACUAAAAUCAAACUAACACUGAACAAGGAGAACAGAGAGAGAACUGAGCAACUAGACACUGAAACACAGACUGCUGCAGGAGGAAAAACAAGCAAAUCAAAGUGAAACUUCACUUUGAGACAAAAUGGCUUCCAGAUCAGACGAUGAUCUCUGCUGUCCGGUCUGUCUGGAAAUGUUUAAGGAUCCGGUUCUUCUGUCAUGUAGCCACAGCUUCUGUAAGGAGUGUCUGAAGAAAUGUUGGAGCACAAGAACUGGUCGUUCAUGUCCAGUUUGUAGGAAAAGAUCUACAUCAGAUGCUCCACCCUGUAAUCUGGCUCUGAAGAAUCUCUGUGAGUCUUUCUUACAGCAGAGAGAGCAGAGAGCUUCAGAGGAUCUCUGCUCUCUGCACUCUGAGAAACUCAAACUCUUCUGUCUGGACCAUCAGCAGCCAGUUUGUGUUGUCUGCAGAAAUUCAGAUUUACACAAAAACCAUAAAUUCAAACCCAUCGAUGAAGCUGCUCAGCAACACAAGAAGAACCUUCAGGAAACUCUGGAGCCUUUAAAGAAGAAGCUGGAGCUCAGGAAGAAAGUUCAGGAGGAGUUUGAUCAGACAGCAGAACACCUGAAGGUCCAGGCCCGACACACAGAGAGGCAGAUUAUGGAGCAGUUUAAGCAGCUUCAUCAGUUUCUAGCAGAGGAAGAGGAGGCCAGGCUGGCUGCACUGAGGGAGGAAGAGGAGCAGAAGAGAGGGAUGAUGAAGGAGAAGAUGGAGGCUCUGAGCAGAGAGAUAGCAGCUCUUUCAGACACAGUCAGAGCCACAGAGGAGGAGCUGAGAGCUGAAGACGUCUCAUUCCUGCACAACUACAAGGCUGCAGUGGAAAGAGUCCAGCGCUGCCCCCUGCUGGAGGAUCCACAGCUGCCCUCAGGAGCUCUGAUAGACCAGGCCAAACAUCUGGGCAACCUGGCCUUCAACAUCUGGAGCAACAUGGAGAACAUGGUGACCUACACUCCUCUGGUUCUGGACCCAAACACGGCUGGUCCAAAACUCCAUCUCUCUGAAGAUCUGACCAAUGGGUGGAGAGAAGAGGAUCAACAGCUUCCUGAUAAUCCAGAGAGGUUUCGUUACUGUUGGCGUGCUGUUCUGAGUUCUGAUGGUUUUAACUCAGGGAACCACAGCUGGGAUGUUGAUGUUGGAGACAGUUCAUUCUGGAUACUUGGUGUGUUAGAAGAGUUUGUUCAGAGGAAGAGAUAUAUAGAGUCUGGAUUGUUGACUGUAGAGUUUUAUUCAGGUAAAUACUAUGCACAGUCUCCACCAGCUCCUCCCACAUGUCUCUCAGUCCAGAAGAAUCUCCAGAGGAUCAGAGUGAAUCUGGACUGGGACAGAGGAAAGCUGUCCUUCUCUGAUCUGGAUACUAACACACACAUACACACCUUCACACACACCUUCACUCACAAGAUGCUUCCAUUCUUCGCCACUGAUGACACAGUAAAGAUCGUACCGAUGAAGAUCUCAGUGAUCAAGCAGCAGCUCUGAUGAUCUCAGCAUGAAGAUCACAAAGUCCAAAUAAAAACUUAUUGAUCAGAUUGAAACUGUGAGUUUUAAAGAGGAAACUGGAGAUGAUCUGAUCAUCUGGAGAUUCUUCA